GUGACAAGCACCGGAUUUUUUUGGGCCAAGGCAAGAUAGUCAUUGCAGAGUGAGUCAAAUUGGUCAGAUCCCAAACCGACAUCAACACCACAAACCCACUUCCCCGAUCCUAGUCGACUGCCCCGCCACCACCACAUCAAUCACUAUGUCGGCAAACGGCGAGAUUGACAAGUUCGGAAACGACGUCGCCGACUCGGGCGACGAGUCGUCGGCAUCAGAGGCAGGACAGGGACUUUCAGACCACGAGGUUGAGGAUGAGAAGCCUCUCAAGCCUGCCCUGAAGAAGACCGCCCCAGCGCCUGUCGUCGAGAAACCAGUCCUGCCUCCUCAGACCGAGCCAAAGGACCUCGACGUGUCCACACUGUCCCCUCUCACACCAGAAAUCAUUGCGCGGCAAGCAACUAUCAACAUCGGCACCAUCGGCCACGUCGCUCACGGAAAGUCAACCGUCGUGAAGGCCAUCUCGGGUGUCCAGACUGUCCGAUUCAAGAACGAGCUGAUUCGCAACAUUACCAUCAAGCUGGGUUAUGCGAACGCCAAGAUCUACAAGUGCGAUAACCCCGCAUGCCCGAGGCCUGGCUGCUACAGGAGUUACAAGAGCGACAAGGAGGUUGACCCUCCCUGCGAGCGGGAUGGAUGCGAGGGUAGAUACAGACUGUUGAGACACGUCUCCUUCGUCGACUGCCCCGGUCACGAUAUUCUCAUGAGCACCAUGUUGUCAGGAGCCGCUGUCAUGGACGCCGCACUGCUGCUUAUCGCAGGUAACGAGUCUUGCCCUCAGCCCCAGACUUCCGAGCAUUUGGCCGCCAUCGAGAUCAUGAAGCUCGACAAGAUCAUCAUUCUCCAGAACAAGGUCGACCUGAUGAGGGAAGAGGCCGCAAAGCAACACUACGACUCCAUCCUGAAGUUCAUCCGAGGCACAGUCGCUGGCAAGUCGCCCGUCAUCCCAAUCUCCGCCCAACUGAAGUUCAACGUCGACGGCGUCCUCGACGCCAUCGUCAACACAAUCCCAGUUCCCCCUCGGGACUUCAGCAUGGACCCCCAGAUGAUCGUGAUCCGAUCUUUCGAUGUGAACAAGCCCGGUGCGGAGAUCGAGGAGCUCAAGGGUGGUGUCGCCGGUGGCUCCAUCCUGCACGGUGUGCUCAAGCUCGGCGACGAGAUUGAGAUUCGCCCUGGUAUCGUCACCCGUGACGACAAGGGUGAUCUCAAGUGCACGCCUAUCUUCAGUCGCAUUGUGUCGCUCAACUCCGAGUCCAACGACCUCAAGUACGCCGUUCCUGGAGGUCUGAUCGGUGUCGGAACCCGCAUUGACCCCACACUCUGCCGUGCCGAUCGUCUCGUUGGUUUCGUCCUGGGUCUGAAGGGACGUCUGCCAGAGAUCUACUCCGAGAUCGAGGUCAACUUCUACCUGCUCCGUCGCCUCCUCGGUGUCCGUACUGCGGACGGCAAGCAGGCCAAGGUCGAGAAAUUGGCCAAGAACGAGGUCAUCAUGGUCAACAUUGGCUCCACGUCCACAGGUGCCAAGGUGGCCGCCAUCAAGAAGGAUGCCGCGAAGCUGAUCCUGACCUCGCCGGCCUGCACGAAUAUCGGGGAGAAGGUCGCCCUGUCGAGACGUAUCGAGAAGCACUGGCGUCUCAUUGGGUGGGCCACCAUUGCCGCAGGCAACACCUUGCAGCCUAGCACAAACUAGAUGGAAUGAAAUGUUCAUUCAGGAGUUUUGAAAAUAUCCACAGAUAGCGAAACUGAGCCCGUUAGGAACUACAUGAGCAUCAUCCACAAAAUCGGGGGAGAUCCAGCAAGGUAUCGAGCCCAGCUACUGGUUGUGAGCAGGGGCCGUCGUUACAGGCGAGGAUACAUUGUGACAGGUGCUGCAAGAUGACAGGACACUAUCCUUGUUCUUUACGCAUGGAGAAGAAAGAGGUGAAGGUAUCACCAAUGACACGUGCUGGCCUUACGUCCUGCCUGGAGUCUAAACGCAGGCAAUCCUACUUGGGAAUACACAAAAGUUCACAAUCAUACCACCUAAUCUGUAGCACCGUCAAACUCAUCAUUCUUGAAAUACAGCCACAUCUUUAUGUAA
Diaporthe batatas is the source of this 2080-nucleotide messenger RNA. Its product is annotated as translation initiation factor eIF2 subunit gamma. The coding region runs from base 146 to 1690 and encodes 514 amino acids. Gene Ontology annotation, molecular function: tRNA binding; GTPase activity; GTP binding. NCBI's taxonomy places the organism in Eukaryota, Fungi, Ascomycota, Sordariomycetes, Diaporthales, Diaporthaceae. The transcript is spliced from 2 exons. Gene Ontology annotation, cellular component: cytosol; eukaryotic translation initiation factor 2 complex. The record is from RefSeq and is a predicted model, not a curated record. Gene Ontology annotation, biological process: positive regulation of translational fidelity; formation of translation preinitiation complex.